Molecule: messenger RNA, 2379 nt
Organism: Penicillium soppii
Lineage: Eukaryota; Fungi; Ascomycota; Eurotiomycetes; Eurotiales; Aspergillaceae
Product: dynamin-related GTPase DNM1
Exons: 3
Coding region: 1-2379 (792 amino acids)
Biological process (GO): mitochondrial fission; peroxisome fission
Cellular component (GO): mitochondrion; membrane; cytoplasm
Molecular function (GO): GTP binding; microtubule binding; GTPase activity
Source: RefSeq, a predicted model, not a curated record
AUGGCAUCGUUGGGCGAGGAUCUGCUCGUGACAGUGAACAAGCUCCAGGAUUUGGUGUUUAAUACCAUUGGAAAUGAUUCUCUAGAUCUGCCCCAAAUUGUCGUUGUUGGUUCGCAAUCAUCCGGAAAGUCUUCGGUCCUAGAGAAUAUAGUUGGGAGGGACUUCCUUCCCAGAGGCAGCGGAAUUGUCACUCGACGGCCGCUCAUUCUUCAACUUAUCAACGUUCCCAGUGAACGCGAUGAUAAACCCGAAUCCGAUGAGGUCCACAUCCCCCACACGGCCGCCAGUGUUGCCGGUCAACACGAAUGGGCCGAGUUUCACCACUUGCCAGGACGCAAGUUCGAUGACUUUGCGCAAGUGAAGCAAGAGAUCGAAGCGGAGACGGCAAGGAUUGCGGGAAGUAACAAAGGAAUCAACAGACAGCCCAUCAACCUGAAGAUCUUCUCGCCUCAUGUGCUGAACCUGACGCUGGUGGAUUUGCCCGGAUUGACAAAGGUACCCAUUGGCGACCAACCCUCCGAUAUCGAGAAACAAACGCGCACCCUGAUUCUGGAAUAUAUCGCCAAGCCGAACAGCAUAAUUCUUGCGGUCUCUCCAGCCAAUGUCGAUUUGGUCAACUCCGAGGCGCUGAAGCUCGCUCGCCAGGUGGAUGCCAUGGGCCGGAGGACAAUUGGUGUCCUAUCCAAGUUGGAUCUCAUGGAUCAUGGUACAAACGCCAUGGACAUCCUGUCCGGACGUGUGUAUCCAUUGAAGCUUGGUUUCAUUGGUGUUGUCAAUCGAUCACAGCAGGAUAUCCAGUCUGGCAAGUCUCUCUCUGACGCCUUGCGGGCUGAAUCGGAAUUUUUCAGACAUCACCCAGCUUAUCGAAACAUGGCGAACCGAUGCGGAACGCAUUUCUUGGCCAAGACAUUGAACACAACACUUAUGUCGCAUAUUCGAGACCGCCUGCCAGACAUUAAGGCUCGAUUGAAUACUCUUAUGGGUCAGACUCAACAGGAGCUGGCCAGCUAUGGAAACAAGCAGUUUAGCGGCGAAGAGCACCGUGGAUCAUUGAUUCUUCAACAGAUGACCAGAUUUGCUGCCUCAUUCAUCUCUUCUAUCGACGGAACUUCAUCGGAGAUCUCUACUAAGGAGCUUUGCGGCGGAGCUCGGAUUUACUACAUUUUCAACUCUGUCUUUGGAAACUCCCUAGAGACCAUCGACCCCACCCACAAUCUGACCGUUUCCGACAUCCGAACGGCCAUCCGCAACUCGACAGGUCCUCGUCCCAGUCUGUUUGUCCCCGAAUUAGCCUUUGAUUUGCUGGUCAAGCCCCAGAUCAAGCUCCUUGAAUCGCCUAGUCAGCGAUGCGUGGAACUGGUCUAUGAAGAACUCAUCAAGAUCUGUCACACAUGUGGCAACCAAGAACUCCUGCGAUUCCCCCGUCUCCAAGGAAAGCUGAUUGAGGUGGUAUCCGACCUUCUUCGUGAGCGCCUCGGGCCUUGCUCCAGCUAUGUGGAAUCUUUGAUCUCUAUUCAAAGAGCCUAUAUCAACACCAACCACCCUAACUUCCUCGGUGCCGCCGCCGCCAUGUCUUCCAUCAUCCAAAACAAGCAGGACGAAGAGAGGAAAGCUGUCCUGGCAGAGGAGAAGCGAAAGCGCGAGAAGCGCCGCCAAAAGGAACUGGGAGCUCCCAAUGGCACAGGAGGUCCUGACGAGGAAGAAGAAAAAAGCCUUCCUCAUCGAACGCAGUCCACUAAGGGCUCGCGGAGCUUGUCCCCUCACGUCGGUCGUGCGGGCGAGAAUGGCAUCGCUGCGACUCUGAAUGGCGCUCACUCCAACCAUGCCGGAUUUGGCGUUGGUUCAAACACUGCUCGUGAUUCCUUCCUUAACUACUUCUUCGGUAAGGAGGGCACACAAAACACAGCAAUCCCAUCAGCUGGCCUGGGCUCACACCGCUCGAACCCCUAUCCUACCGAACCUAGUAUCAGCCAGAGCAUUCGGCGUGCCGAGGUUAGGUCUCCGGUUGUACCAGUCGAGGAAUACACCGCACCCCCCGAGUUUGGUGGUGAUUUAUCUAACUUCCCCCAUGAGAACACCGAGCCCGCACUCACCGAUCGUGAAUUGCUCGAAUGCGAGCUCAUUCAGCGCUUGAUUUCAUCAUACUUUGCCAUCGUCCGGGAGACAAUUGCAGACCAAGUCCCGAAGGCAGUCAUGCAUCUUCUUGUCAACCACUGCAAGGAUGUUGUGCAGAACAGACUCGUCAGUGAACUCUAUAAAGAAGAUCUUUUCAGCGAGCUUCUCUAUGAAGAUGAUGGCAUCAAGGCCGAGAGAGAGAAGUGCGAGAAGCUAUUGGAGACAUACAAAGAAGCUGCCAAGAUUGUCGGGGAGGUGUUAUAG